UGUAGGAAGUAACUGACUAACUAGGAAGGCUGUUUGUGAUUGUCCUCCAUCUGUAGCUCUCCUCCACAAACGGAAACAUGGUGUCUGCUGCGCUGCUCUUUCUGCUGCUCGGUUCUGUCUGUCGAGAAGCCGCGUCAGAAAGAAAACUAGUAUACGUAACUGUGUUGUUUCGUCAUGGCGACCGGUCCCCUAUCAAAACCUACCCCACCGACCCUCACCAAGAGAGCGAGUGGCCACAGGGCUUUGGACAGCUAUCACAGGAGGGCAUGAGGCAGCACUUGGAUCUGGGCCGGUUUCUCAGGAGUCGUUACCAGGGGUUCCUGAACGAAUCGUAUGAUCGACACGAGAUCUCCGUCCGCAGCACGGACUACGACCGCACCCUGAUGAGCGCCGAGGCCAACCUCGCAGGUCUCUACCCCCCCACGGGUCGCCAGGUCUUCACGGCGGACUUGAAGUGGCAGCCGAUACCUGUGCACACUGUGCCGCAGAGUCAGGAGAGGCUUCUCUCUUUUCCUCUGGGGGACUGUCCUCGCUACAAACAGCUGAUGAACGAAACAGAGCACACGGAGGCAUUUAUUAAUGUCACAACAGAGUCCUCUGUGCAGGACCUCAUCGAGCUGGUCAGGAAUAAAACCGGACUAAAUAACACCACCGUGGAAACCGUCUGGAGCGUGUUUGACACACUGUUCUGUGAGUCCCGGCACAACAUGACCCUUCCUGACUGGGUGACUCCUGAAGUCAUGGGAAAGCUGCGAGUGCUCAAAGACUUUGGAUUUCAGGUCACAUUUGGCUUCUACAAACGGCAAGAAAAGAGCCGGCUGCAGGGAGGCAUCCUGUUGGGUGAAAUAGUGAAGAAUCUUUCCAAGAUGGCCGUCCCAGACCCAAAACUGAAGCUUAAAAUGAUGAUGCUGUCGGCACAUGACACCACUGUAGCCGCCCUGCAGGCCAGCUUGGAUGUGUUCAACGGAAGACAGCCGCCAUAUGCCUCCUGUCAAAUAUUUGAGCUGCACCGGGACGACAACGGCUCUGCCUCUGUGUCACUGUUUUACCGGAACAGCAGCAAAGAGGAGGCGUUCCCUCUGCAGUUACCCGGCUGCUCCCUCGACUGCCCCCUGGACGACUUUGUCAGAAUAACAAAGCUCUCCAUUUCAGAAGACCGCGACAAGGAAUGUCAACUGCCUUUGAAGGGGAGAGAUAAAGAAGUGAUCAUCAGUCUGGCAGUGUCUGGCUCUCUGCUCCUCCUCCUCGUCAUCCUCCUCCUCGGCGUGAUGUGUUGGCAGAAGGAGCCAACCGGUAACCGGGGUUACCACCAAGUGAUCAACCAGGAAGCCGUAGAGGAAUCCUGACAGGAGCACAGACUCGUCCCUCGGACAUCGGCGAGCAUGGAGUCCUGGGGCAGCAGCAGUGAAGACGAUGAACUUUGAACUGUUCAAAAAAAUAAAAAAAAAUGUCUGUGGGGCUGGUUCCAUCAACAAUGUUUGGGGACCUGCAACUUCAAUGACGGCUUCCUCGGCUCUUGACACUAACACAAUGGAUGAAACGUCAUCUGAGGGACCAGGAAUGUGAAGUAAAUGAAGCGGAGAAAACAACUUUUAGUCAGUUUGUCUUCUAAAGAAGUUGCCGUUUUCCCACAUUGGUCUGAUGUGGCCAAAUAUGUCCCAGAUGUCUGCUGUCUAUGUAUGAAUAGUUUGGCAUCCCGGUGUCUUCCCGGCUCGUCACAUUCUCGUUAAAAACAUGCAGGACAGGACUUUCACCUCAGAUAUCAUUCUCAAAGCUCACUUUCUAUCAUGAGCAGAAUACUUUCGCUUACUACGUAUGUGUUCACAUCUGCGGGUGUAUUCAUGGGCUACCAGUUUGUGCGUUGCAGUGUGAUUGUGAGGACUAAUGGUCGAGAUGCCUUAAAGUGUUUUUGAUAUUUUGGCUUGUUUUGGUGCAGAUGUUAGACGCACUAUUUCCACAAUGGAGCAGCAGGGUGGUGCUGACUCGCACCGAGCGAAACAACCAAGAGCAUCGUUACAAGUGUCCUUUAGCAAAAUGGCAACCAGCUAAAUCUCUUGUGCGCCUUUCAACCAGCUUCUUAAAUAUGCAGCUUUCAGAAACACUGUAAACUUUGUCUUUCAAUCCGACUGUGAAUGAUUUGACAAGCAGUCCUGUUCAACGCAACUUUAUUUUGAACUGUUGAUCGAAUACUCUUUUUAAGUACAACUAAACCCCCAACCCAUAUUUUUCAUCUAUAUAAGUGGAUUGUAUUUUACUGUUGAAUGUUUCAUGUUCGGACCUAAACGUUGUUUCAACUAACGGUGAGCUUGUGAAACGGACAUAGGUGGGAUGUAACAAAGUUCCAAAACGUAUUAAAGAGCUAGUUCAUCAAUUCAUAUUUCUAUUUAAUGAUAUCUCACUCAAACGAACUAACGUUUACAUUGUAUUUUGGUAAUGCAACUGCCCCUUUUAUAGGGACAAUAGUUAUCAUGCUAGCGGUUAGUGUCUGCUAAAUUAAAGAGUAAUGCUGACUGUUAAAUUACAUUUAGCCACACAAAGUGCUAACUUAUGUGGAACACCACAGUUACUGUCAAGUCAUUUCCAGGGUUAAGGGUCUUCAGCCAAAAAUUAGGGGUUCAGUGUCUAUAUAUGGAGGGAUGUGUCACCAAAACCUUUGUCUUCUGGCUCAAAUAAAUUUCAAAUCCCAAUGCAACAUUGUCCAGAAUCUGGCUCUAUUCUUAAGUCACAAUUUUGCACUAAAUUAGUUUGCAGUGUCAGUCAUUGUAGUUAAAUCAAACAUGGAGAACCUGAUCUUUGCUUAAAAUAUUUAUGUUCAAACUGUCAUUCAAAUUAGAAUUAAGGCUCUAUGAAAUUCAUUCUUGUUUUUUGGGGGAAAAAUAAACUAAUGCGAAUGUAGACGUCCAACACAUACGCUGUGGUGAACUAUUUUUGCAGCGAGUUGCUGUCUUGACUUAAUUUGGGUUAAACGUGUUAACUAGUAAACUCGGCCACGUGACCGGCUGCAUAAGAAGAAUUUCUGUGCAACUCACUGGCUGUUUGACACCGAUCACACCUAUGGGUUGCAUCAUUUCAAAUUAAUAUUUGUGAUUGGGAAAGAUGAAAGAUUCCGCUUUGUGUGUCUUAAAAACAGUGCAGUAGGCCUUUAUUUAAACAUGGUAGCGCUUUUCUUGCAUACACAGUUAGUGAUCUGUCACACAAUAGGUUACAUUCAGAAUGCCACAGAUAAAUUAAUCUAUAACAAAAAAAAAAAUUAUGAAAACAAUCUCCAUUGUACAG
Messenger RNA from Pungitius pungitius (ninespine stickleback), 3276 nucleotides. RefSeq names its product acid phosphatase 2, lysosomal (gene acp2). The record is from RefSeq and is a predicted model, not a curated record. Gene Ontology annotation, molecular function: acid phosphatase activity. The transcript has 13 exons. Bases 78 to 1346 code for a protein of 422 amino acids. Gene Ontology annotation, biological process: lysosome organization; dephosphorylation. Gene Ontology annotation, cellular component: lysosome. Lineage: Eukaryota; Metazoa; Chordata; Actinopteri; Perciformes; Gasterosteidae.